GGACACAAAACCGGCAGGCACUGUGCGGAGAUCGCCAGUGAUCGAAUCUGCGCAGGCUUGGACCAUCUCGGAUGAGCCUAAUGAGAAACACCUACCGACUCUUGACAAGCACGAGUCAUAUCUGUGUUGCUUGAAUCUGUGAGAAAAAUGGAGUCCAAACCCCUAAAAACUAUUGUGCAGGACACACUGAUGCACCUCAAAUGCAGAGAUGCAGCUAUGUUCUGCCUCGAGCUGGACAGACGCAUAAGUGUGCCGGUGGUUACUUUGUUGAAGCUGGCAGCAAAACCUGGAGACACCUCAGAGAUGAUAGACCAUCUGUUUUCAAGCUUCACUGAGGCUGAUGCAGUGUCAGUGGCUGUGGAUGUACUGAAGGAGAUUGACUACGACACACUCAAACUAGAGGAGCGCUUGAGAAAAAGCAGAGCUGAGCUGAUCCAUGGUGUGAGCAACAUUGAACCAAUUUUGGAUGAGCUCCUCACCAAGGGAAUUAUUCAGCAGGACAGUUAUGAUAAAAUCAGUGCUCUCCCAACCUCGGCGGAGAAGAUGAAGGAACUCCACAAUGAUCAUCUGAAAACUGCUGGAGACAAAGAAAUCUUUUCCAGCAUCAUUGAGAGACUGGAGCCUCAUCUUCUCAUCGAGGAGACGUUACCACUUGAUGCACAGCGUGGGAUUAUUGACCCAGAACCAGUCCAUAUGUCACACAAUGAUCCUCUUUUGAGUGUGGGGGCAACCGGAAGUGAUCUGUUGCCUGAGCAUGACUGGAUUAAACUUGAGCCUGAAGUGAACUGUGUGGAUGCAGACGAUGCUCCAAUUUACAGCCUGCAGUCUGAAGCAGGUGCCUUUGAAUGCAGUGUGUCUGGCUUGCGCUGGGUUUGUAAGGAAAAGGUCAGCUUCAAGUACCAGUUUUGCUCUUGGGAGGGGCACGCAGACAGACUGAAAACCAUGUGGUACAUCCAUGCAGGUCCCCUACUGGACAUUACAGUCAUUUCUGGAAAGUUAGAUGAAGCACAUUUGCCACACUGGAUCUGCACAGAAAACAACCCUACAGUUUUAGACAAGUUUGCAGUCGUCCACAUAGAUACAUGUGGAGACAUUGUGGAACAAGUGUCUGAGGUCACAUCAUCCCAUGUCAAGUUGUCUGGGCCAAUUUUCUCUCCAAGAGGAGUCCUGAUGAGAGCCGGCUUCUCCGUGAGAAUUAACUGUAAAGUGUUAAAGCUACAAGAUCAACAUUUAGACAACUCAGAGAUCGUAGACCUCCUGGUUUCAAGCUUCACUGGGACUGAUGCAUUGCCAGCGGCUGUGUGGUUACUGAAGGAGCUUGGCUGUGACGGCGACAUACUCAAACUAGAGGACCACUUGAAAAAAGAUAGAGCUGAGCUGGUCCAUGGUGUGAGCAACGUUGAACCAAUUUUGGAUGAGCUCCUCACCAAGGGAGUUAUUCAGCAGGACAGUUAUGAUAAAAUCAGUGCUCUCCCAGCCUCGGCGGAGAAUAUGAAGGAACUCCACGAUGAUCAUCUGAAAACUGCUGGAGACAAAGAAAUCUUUUCCAGCAUCACUGAGAGACUGGAGUCACAUCAUCUCACGGAGGAGACGUUACCACUUGAUGCACAGCGUGGGAUUAUUGACCCAGAACCAGUCCAUAUGUCACACAAUGAUCCUCUUUUGAGUAUGGGGGCAACUGGAAGUGAUCUGUUCCCUGAGCAUGACUGGAUUAAACUUGAGCCUGAAGUGAACUGUGUGGAUGCAGACAAUGCUCCAACUUACAGCCUGCAGUCUGAAGCAGGUGCCUUUGAAUGCAGUGUGUCUGGCUUGCGCUGGGUUUGUAAGGAAAAGGUCAGCUUCAAGUACCAGUUUUGCUCUUGGGAGGGACACGCAGACAGACUGAAAACCAUGUGGUACAUACCUGGAGGUCCCCUACUGGACAUUACAGUCAUUUUUGGAAAGUUAGAUGAAGCACAUUUGCCACACUGGAUCCGCACAGAAGACAACCCUACAGUUUUAGACAAGUUUGCAGUCCUCCACAUAGAUACAUGUGGAGACAUUGUGGAACAAGUGUCUGAGGUCACAUCAUCCCAUGUCAAGUUGUCUCAGCCAACUUUCUCUCCAAGAGGAGUCCUGAUGAGAGCCGGCUUCUCCGUGAGAAUUCACUGUAAAGUGUUAAUAUACAAGACCACCAAAACAUUCCUCACACUGCAUGUCUAUGUGAUCCCUUGUGAUCCGGCUCUAGAAGAGAAAAUACAGAACAAGGAAUUAUCCAGUGGAUGCAAAGUGAUCCAAAAACCAUACCCAGAAAAAUCCUUGAAAAUGCGUGGCCGUCUCAUCCUCACAGCUGAUAUGGUCACUGCAGAAAUUUACCCCAAGAAAUUAAAGCUCAUUUAUGAAUGGUGUGACCCAAACUUCUUCGAAGUGUUCAUUGACGAUCCUGACAGUAAUUUCGAACUCGGACUCAGACACAAAACAAGUGCACAAGUGUGGACCUGUGCAAUGCGAAAAGAUGACUAUCAAAACACUGGUGAUGUUCGGGUGAUGUAUGACAAGGAGCUUGCCAGACUGAGGCCUAAACUUGUGGAGAGGGUGUCCAGAGAGCUUAUCAACCAGCUGCUGGAUGAUCUGUUGGAGGAUGGUGUCUUGAAUGACGGGGAGACAGACUCGAUACUUCAGGAGUACAGUACCAGUGCAAACAGGGCACGCCGCCUCAUCGACAUGAUACGGAAGAAAGGAUGCAAAGCCAGCAGGAAGUUGUUAACUCACCUUCAAAGCAGAGACCCUAUGCUUUGGGCUGAGCUGGGGCUGCCCUCUGGCCCACCUCUGUAGUCAGAGACUCAAGGAGAGAAACCCAAACUCAACCCUGCUGCUGAUAGAAAGAAAUGAAGAAUGAAGACACUCCUAAUUCAUUCUGCACUAAAAGUCAUAUCAGCUGACAGACAUGAUCAGUGGUUGAGCUGUUAAUAUGUUAAAUCAACUCUUAAGAACUUGGUCAGUGCUGCACUGAUGAGUAUUUUUGUAUUAAGUGUACAGUGUGUAGGAUUUAGGGGGAUAUAUUGGCAGAAAUGGAAUCUAAUUCAUAGAGUAUAAUCACCUGAAACUAGGUUGUCUUUUCAUUGCCUGAAUGAGCCAUUUAUAUCUACAUACAGAGUAGGUCCUCUUCCACAGAGUCAUCCAUGUUGUUCUCCAGUCGCCCAGAACAGAGAAACCAAACACAGGCUCUCGUCAGGGCCAUUGUGUGUUUGUGUUGGCCAUUGUAGUUCUCCUACACACAACUAAGUGGUGAACACAGUGGAGCAUUGAGCAGCUUAAGAGCUUGAUAUUAGGAGAAGGUUAAGACUAAAACAUAUUUAAAAAGAGAGUAUAAUACUAACACUGGAUUUAUUUCUUGUGUGGACUGAAACUGUGUGUGCUGAUCAUGUGUAAAUGUAGAUGAUCAUUCUAUCAUUCACAUGAACAAAAAGGGAGGGCACCAUUUUUUUGGUUGUUGUUAUUUAUUAAUUAAGGUCAAUUUUGGAUAUUUACUGAUGGGUCAUUAAGUUUUGUCUUUACUAUGUGUGGAAAAAUGUCUGUGAAUGAAAAGAUAAUUCAUGUUGUUUCUGGUAUUUGUAUGAAUCUUACCUGCAAGGUGAAGGAAAAUAAAGUGGCUGCUAGUCUGUGCUUAAAAUCUUCUAUCAUUGUGUCAACAUGCUGACUGUGUUGUUGUCUCUCACUGAUACAGCCCAGAGUAAGCAGAUAAAAAGAAGCAGAAUGGUGAAAGUUGUCAUAUUGAGGUGUGUUAACAUUCCACCUUAAACAUUGCCGGUACUACUGGUAGCCUCUGAGCUGCACAGUGAAUUGUAUUAUUUUUUCUCAGUCUGAAGCUAACUUACUGUUAACUAGUUAAGAUGAAAAGGCAGCAAAACAUAUUUUAACUUUUUUGAACUGCUUAACAGGUCAAAGUUUAUGAGGAUACAAUGUUAGUUAACUUUCAUUCUUGUCCCGCCACGU
This is a messenger RNA of Epinephelus fuscoguttatus (brown-marbled grouper), 3975 nucleotides long. Its product is annotated as NACHT, LRR and PYD domains-containing protein 1 homolog. Gene Ontology annotation, biological process: regulation of apoptotic process. The transcript is spliced from 16 exons. Gene Ontology annotation, cellular component: canonical inflammasome complex. Lineage: Eukaryota; Metazoa; Chordata; Actinopteri; Perciformes; Serranidae. The record is from RefSeq and is a predicted model, not a curated record. The coding region runs from base 148 to 2814 and encodes 888 amino acids.